Fomitopsis serialis is the source of this 6222-nucleotide messenger RNA. RefSeq lists its product as uncharacterized. Gene Ontology annotation, cellular component: phagophore assembly site; extrinsic component of membrane. The transcript has 24 exons. NCBI's taxonomy places the organism in Eukaryota, Fungi, Basidiomycota, Agaricomycetes, Polyporales, Fomitopsidaceae. Gene Ontology annotation, biological process: autophagosome assembly; autophagy of mitochondrion; piecemeal microautophagy of the nucleus. Gene Ontology annotation, molecular function: phosphatidylinositol-3-phosphate binding. The coding region runs from base 1 to 6222 and encodes 2073 amino acids. The record is from RefSeq and is a predicted model, not a curated record.
AUGUCUUGGUGGACCUCAUGGAUGCCUUCAUUGCCCACGAUCGACCUAUCCCUGCCAUCCGGGAUCCAGAGACGAUUCAUUUCGUUCGCGUUGAAGCGCUCUCUCGGACACUUGCUCAAACCUGGACAGCUUGAUCUCCAGCAGGUGGAUUCUCAGAUCGGGUCGGGUUAUGUGCAGAUCCGAGACCUGGAGCUGAAUAACGACGCUAUAAACUCGCUCAUAGCUGGGCUACCCCUCCAAUUGCACGACGGUUCCAUCGGGAAAGUCACCGCGCGGAUUCCAUGGCCCAAUCCAUUGACCUCCACGAUCGGUUUCUCAGUCGAAUCACCCCACCUGACAUUCUAUCUCGCACCCCAAUCAUCCGAUGUCGGUGCAUCACAGACGGACCUCACGGAGUCCGUGGCGUCUAUCGCAGAGUCGUUUGUUCACGAAGAACUUAAUCCCGCAGAUGAAGCGGCGUUUCGUCAGUCCAUGCAUGGUGGACCGAGAAGUCCGAUGCGGGCUGGGGAAGACAUGCUACCAGGGGGGCUUGAUCCCUUCAUGUCCGACGAAGAGCUGUCCCAAAGCGAGAUAGAACCGCCUGGUGUGUCGAUAUUCGCGACACUCAUCGAAAGGUUACUCGCGCGCUUUGCAUUCGACGCGGACGAUGUCAAGGUCACAGUGGUGAAUCCACAGCAAGCCAGCUUUACGCUGUCUAUAGCUCAGAUCCGGUAUGGCACCGAGUCGAGCGCGCCGGCAGACCCCGCAGGGGCAAGUGGUCGAGAGUCUCGCGGAGAUUCGCAGGGCAGCAUACGCGGCGUCACUCUUGGUGGGAUUACUCUGACUACGCGCUGCUUACGUCCAACAAGUCCAACCAUGACCCCUACACGGCAGCAUAGUACAUCCUCGACUCGAAUGCACUCCGUAGCCCCCGCAUCACCUCAAAGCCCUUCGACCCCUCCUUCACCACAGUCAGACUCGUCGGACAUGGAUGAAGACACGCAGAUGCUCAUGUCGCAAUCCAUAGCUAUCCUUCCGCCACGGCCAGUAUCGCCUGCGACUUCGGUGGCAAGCAGCAUGUACGAGAGCGCUGUGUCGACUGCGCUCGUCGAGAGCAGUCUUCAUAGUUCACCAGAUCCCGCUGCGGAGCCUCCGGUGGCCAACCAACCACCGGUGGACAAUUCUGCUCUGUCGUCCGAGACACCGCCACGACCUGGCGCGUUGCACAGAUUGCGACCUAUUGCGUCUAUCCCAGAAGUGGAGGACGAAGUUGUUGUAUCCUUCGGGUCCGAUGCGAUCUCUAUCCGUCUUUACACACCCCCGCCAUCGAAUGCACACUCGCCUGCGCCCGCGGUUGGAGUACCCUCAUCCUCGAGGGUGCCUAUUGAACGGUCAAGAGCAGCCCAUCGUCGAAGUAGCAGUGCGCGGGCUCCGGAAGAGAAGCUCAGAGUCACCAUUGACAUAGGCGUCGUUGCGCUCGGCUUCAAUGCGCGGCAUUUGCGGAGUAUCCUGGAUAUCGCUGACGUCUGGUCGUUGCAUUCACCGUCUCCUGCGCAUACUGCAUCUGGACCGUCGACCGUACCCACCCUUGACGGGACCUUCCGACUCCGUGGCGUCGUUCUCCUUCUACGGCUGUCAGAGUUUUUCUCUCGUCCCCUUGUGCCCCCAAAGAUGACACAUGGCUACGUUCGCGCUCACCUAGAGGAACUAUCGGUCACGGCUUCCAUCUCAUCCUGCCCUGUCGAUCGCGGCGACUCCACGCAUCCUUCCGCUCGCAAGAGGACGUCAAAGUCACGGAACGAGUCCGGGUUCAAUACAUCGCUUAACUUGGCUCUCACCGAGUUGUCGGUGUUCGCUUUCCUCCAUCAAACACAUCCCGAUGCCCCGAGUUUGCCAAUGGAGCUAUAUGCGUAUCCGAUCUUAAUCACAGACCCCCACCUGCGAUCGCAAUAUCCUCGAGAGCAUUCGAACGUGGCUUCAGCGGACAUUCACAAUACCGCAAUGCCGACAUUCGAGAUAGCGGAUUGGACAGACCCUGCACGCCGGAGCACAGCGGCGAAGUUAUCCAUUUGGCGGAGCAAGGCCAUGCAACACCGUGAAGCAUCCCGCCAAGACACAGCUGGCACAAUUGCAACUGGACCGAAGAGUCCCCCGCGCGCCCAGUCAGCGAUGCCUCGCUUUUUGUCAUCAUCCCCCGGACCAGCAAUCACUACAAAGUUCCGUAGUCGGACAACCCAGUCGCAGUUAACUCGAGAAGGAGAGGGAGGUCCAGACAUCGACGUCACGUUCGAAGCGCUCCAUAUUUUCCUCGACCUCGGGCUGGUGUUGGGCCGUAGUGCCCAACUUGAAGAGAGCACAGCGAUGUCAUUCAUGAAGGAAAUUACGACCCCGUCGAAGUCCGUCUUCGCGGCCUCUGCGCUUCACUCGCUGGGGUACCGCCACGGAGCGGAGUAUGACGACGACGACGAGGCAGAUACCCCUCCGGCUACUCCCCGUGCUGCCAUGGGUUUCGGAGUUCGGACCGCGGAAGAGCAGCAGCAGGAAAGGAGAAGGCUUGAACAGCUGGUCCUAGAUGAUCUGGACCUGGAGUAUGACUACAGGCAAGGAACUAAGCGUAGCGUGGAUCCAGCCUCUGAACGCGUCAAGGAUUGGCGCAAGCCUAGGACACGUAAAAGCCAGGGUCAAGGGCCCUCAAUCUCUGUAAAGUUCCCCGUGGUCCGUGUCCAGAUACGCGAUACUCCUCCUUCAUGUCCUCCACGAUCAGGAGCGUUGAUACUCGAUCUACACGACCUGCAUGUUUCACCAAAUAAGCCUGCAGAGAAGAAUCGACCGCUACUGGCCAGGUUCGCUUCUCCAGAUCGCGCUGGAACCGGCCCAGACGAGCGAACCAUGGGCGACGCGACUAACACGCUGCUCUACGCUCAGUGGCAUCGCGUCGUCGUCGCAUAUUCGCCUGUGUCUUCCUCCAAGGCAUCCGAAUUCUUUCCAUUUGAAGGCACCAUGUCGCCAGACGCAUCUGUCGUGGAUACCGUCUCUCGUCCUUCCAUGCAAGUCCGACGCAGUAGCGUGGCUUCUGCACACGAUCCUUCUACUGAAGUCAGAUCCUUAGUAUUUGCCAUCGACAUACCAUCUCUUCACGUCGAGUUAUCUAAACCCACCCUGGAUGGCCUUCAGCUGUGGGCUGAUGAUUUGGCCCGUCUGAUGGAUUCUGCCUUCGGAGAACCUGCUGUUCUCGACACAGACACCGAACGUGCGGAUAGUAGGGACUCUAGUAUGAUAGGUAGCAGGUUCUUCGCGAAGUCCAGAAGUGCUAGUAGCCAGGCUGGAAGCGGAAGCCUCGCUAGCAGACCUCAAGAGACUAGCAACGAAACUGCUAUGAAGGUCACAAUCGGAGAGGGUACGGUCAGGUUGUUCGUGCCCCGAACGCAAGAGAGCCCGCAUGUUGUGAGACCUUUCGAUGUCUCAGUAAGCGACGUCGACAUCCUUGUCGAGCUGAAGCCAGAGGGAAAGGAUGAAACUGUUCUGACGGUUGGCAUCCGGGAUAUCACUGUAAAGGAGACCAUCAAAUCCGGCUCUACAGCAACAAUACUCGCGCUUACGCACCCAUACAGCCUGUUGUCUGCUCAAGCGUCGGCCCUGAAAGUCCGCUUCAUCUCUCUGGUAGUACCAGAAACAACGGCGAAAGAGUCUAGAGUCAAACUCACUCUACGUGGAAUCACCUUCACGGUCCAUCCAGAUUUUGACUGGAUAUCAGACUUAGCGGCGUUUGCAAAGGCACCACCAGGAGCUUUUGAAUCUGUCGUUCCGAUGGUAGACACUUCUCUGCAGGCUCUAUGCCCUACAUACCCAGGCGCACUAGUCCCGUAUGUCGGGGAACUCGACUUCUCCACAGUCAUCGAGGGGCUCUCGCCAGAGCUCACUUUCCUCCUCGAUGUACCUGCGUUUUCCUUGCUUCUUGUCGACGACGCAAAAGCAAUUUCGCAGCAGCUCGAUAGCGCAAAGACAGGGCACACGACUUCUAGGACAUCCGGUCUGGAGUAUUGGAAGAGAGCAGGCUUUGCCUUGCUCGCUGAGUUGGCAGAUCUGAAACUCAGGUUUACUCGCUUGAGCGGAACGGACUCGACAGACACCAAGAUAUCCGUUAACCAAGGAGGCUUGCAACUUCACCUAUGUGCAGAUACUCUGACUACUUUGACGGCCUUCAUAGGCGAUUUCACUUCCAUCUUCGCGUCGCCCCCAGACGUACGGUUGUCCCCCAAGAAGCGCAGUGAACCUACCCGGCUUUCGGAGACGUCAGAGCGCUGGUCAGCUUCCCUCGAUGAGCAUGCCUUCCGUCAACUGCCUGAAGUCGGCGCAGCACCGGAUAUGAUAUAUGACGACCUUCCAACAAACCCCGACUACCUCGACGAGUCGUUUGGCGCAGCUGCUGGUCUCCGAGAACUCGACGAUGACGAGUUCGACGAAGCCGAUGAGAACAACACCACUGCGUAUGCGUAUGGAGGAGAAACGAUUCGAAUGCUGCGCCCUGAAGGCUUGCAAAUCAUCGAGCACUACUUCGACACCAUGACUCCCGAUUCAGUCGACGGGGAUUCCAGCUAUGGUGAAACGACUCUUCGGGUUCGACUGCACAACUGCGGUGUCACGGUGCUGCUAUAUGACGGCUAUGAUUGGGUGCGUACACGUAGGAUUAUCGAAGAAGAACAAAAGGAGAUGCGGAAGAAGCUAGCCAAGAUACGACAACUCGUCGCCAGUGGGCAGACGCCAGACCCAAGCGUCGAGGAGACCAACACCCUCCUGUUCAACUCGGUCUACGUUGGGCUAGAGCACAAUAUCGACGAGCUCGAGCCCGGUGCACUCAUAGCCGCGAUAGACGAAGAGCUGAACGAAGAACUUGAGACAGCACCGCAGCCUGUCCAGAACUCUCCUGGGAAGGGUACCGUUGGGCAAGGUCGCACCCGCCGGAAGCGGAUGAGUCGAUCGAAAGGCCCUAGCAUCGAGUUCCGAUUGAUGGGCCUAAAUGCUGAAAUCGACCGAUACCUACCUGCUUCAGAUCUUGUUUCGAGGACAUUGGUGACCUUAGAGGAUGUCGAGAUCCUUGACCAUAUUAAGUCGUCGACAUGGAGCAAGUUCCUAACGUCUCUUCGCUCGGACUCCCGAGGAAAUAUACGCGAGACGGGCUCAAACAUGGUCCGCGUGGAACUUCGUACCCUCCAUCCUGUUCCAGACCACCCCUCAGAGGAGGCAAGACUUCGUGCCAAGAUCCUGCCCCUGCGACUACACGUCGAUCAGGAUGCGCUUGAUUUUCUCAAGAAGUUCUUUAGUUUCAAGGAUCCAGAGAGUGCACCCGCUCCCGCCUCGGAUCCGGAGGACGAUAUCUACUUCCAACAAGCGGAGGUGUUCCCCGUAGACAUCAAGCUUGACUACAAGCCGAGACGUGUUGACUACAGGGCGCUGCGUGACGGACGGACAAUCGAACUUAUGAACUUCUUCCACUUCGACGGGGCGGAGAUGACCCUCAGGCAUAUCACUUUGACUGGAAUUACCGGAUGGCCGAGGUUCUUCGAUCUCUUGAACGAUCUGUGGACGCCAGACGUGAAGGCAACACAACUGGUGGACGUCAUCUCCGGCGUAUCUCCCAUCCGUUCGGUAGUCAACGUCGGCUCUGGGGUGGCGGAUCUUGUGCUCCUUCCCAUCGCUCAGUACAAGAAGGACGGGCGCGUGGUGAGAGGCCUGCAGAAGGGGACGACCGCCUUCGUGAAGUCUACUGCGAUGGAGGCGAUCAAGCUGGGAGCGCGGCUCGCGACGGGCACACAGGUCAUUCUCGAGCAGGCGGAGAACGUCAUCGGAGGCCAGUUCAAGGAUCCCAUCACAGCGGAGACUGUGCCUGGCUCGCCGUUCUUGGACGAGUUGGGUGGACAGUUGGUAGACGAGGAAGAAGGCGACCUGUUCAGUCGGUAUGCCGAACAGCCGAUGAACGUCCAGGAGGGCGUGCAGUCCGCGUACAAGAGUCUGAGAAGUAACCUGAACUCUGCCGCACAGACGAUACUUGCUGUGCCCAUGGAAGUGUACGAGAGGUCUGGUAACGAGGGCCCUGUCCGUGCUGUCGUGCGCGCGGUACCCAUUGCGGUCCUCAAGCCGAUGAUUGGCGCGAGCGAGGCGGUUAGUAAAACCUUGCUCGGGCUUCAUAACCAGCUGGACCCCAACGUACGGCAUGAGAACGAAGCUAAGUAUAAGCAACGAUAG